Molecule: messenger RNA, 5529 nt
Organism: Marmota monax (woodchuck)
Lineage: Eukaryota; Metazoa; Chordata; Mammalia; Rodentia; Sciuridae
Gene: Znf787
Product: zinc finger protein 787
Exons: 3
Coding region: 3698-4879 (393 amino acids)
Biological process (GO): negative regulation of transcription by RNA polymerase II; regulation of immune system process; regulation of cytokine production
Source: RefSeq, a predicted model, not a curated record
CGCCGCGCCUCCCCCGCUGCCCCUGUGGCGGCCGGGGGAGCAAGUGAAGUGAGGACGGAGGCCGCCUGUGUCCACCCGUGCUGGGCACCAGGGACCGCGAGACAGCACGGGCCCAGGUGGAGGGCUGACAGCGAACCCUGACAGGGCACCACCCUGCCAAAGCCCUGCUGGGUCCGGGAGCCACCCCGACCAGCCCUUGGGGCCUCAGGAGGGCAGCGACUUGUUUUUUUCCCUGUGGUUUUCUGGUUCCAGGCUCCUGUUGGGCAGUGCAGAGGAGCCAGUUGAGGUCUGGCCUCGGUGCUGGGCCAGCACAGUGUCCUGGCGCCUUGGCAGACCCUGAGCCUCUUGGGCUCAGUUUAGACCCCUUGCCUCUGCCCAGAGAACAUCCCGUCAGUCAACUACUUGUGGUGCCGCAGGUCCUAACCUUCCGAGCUGAGCGGAGGAAUGGGAAGGGCUUAUCCUGCCUGGCACAUGGCACAAUGCCAGAGGGAAGAGAGGCGCUGGCCGGCCGGGAGUAUUCCCCAAGAACGCUGGGGCGCCAGUCCUUCAGCCUGCCCUCCUUCCUUCUACAGCCCGAGACAGGAAAUUACACUCCUUUUCUUCCUGGACAGCCCUGGUUGAUAAGGACAGCGUUAGCCUCAGUAGAAGGCUCUUGAUACUUCCCUUUAAGAGCCAGGGCAGAAUUCAAGAGGUCAGUGUAAAGCUCUGGAAAGGGCUCUGGAGCCAGGCAUUGAGUUCCCAUUUUGGCCCAGUCUAGUCCAGUUCUGUGACCUUGGAUGUGUUACUUCCUCUUUCCUGGACUGUUUCUUCUUCCCUCCUGCAAUGUGAAGAGCCUGGUGAAAUUCCCUUAAUAAACUAGUCCAUCAAGGACGCAGACACAGGUGGUUCCAGUGUAUUGCUGUGCUGUGGGGCCCCAGACUGGGUGGCAGAGGAGGGUCCCAGUGCCUCUUGAGCCAGGCCCAGUGGCUGUAGAGAGAUGGGGUGAUUUGCCAGAGUGGCCCCAGAGACCCGGAGGGAGUGCACUGUGGUCAGGUGAAUGUGCAGGGCCAGCAGCACAUCUGGGGUAGAUAGAGUAGGAAAUAGCCAAGAGGACCCAGGGACCUCAGGGGGAUGGCAGGAUGCAUAGUCAAGGCCAUAGCAACUGUGCAGCUGCCCCAGGGUCUUCUAGUCACUGAUGAACACCCAGCUCUUAGGACUGUGCCCAGACACACCUCAUAGGCCUCCGUAAACCUGGGUUAGUUGUCCUCUGGAGCUGAGGUCAUGCCAGUAUUGGGCCUUGGUAUUUAGCGGUCUGCAGACUUGAUGACACUUGCCAUGCAUUUAGUGUCUGGUGUUGCCCUGAGUUCUUCAAGGCCCUGGGGCAGAGGUGGUUACCCCAUUUAGCAGGAUUGAAUGGAGGCUGGUCAGUGCUCACAAGCUCCAGGACCCACAGCACCAUCAGAACACUGUGCUGUGUUUAGUUACUGUGCUGGCCUUUGACUGCUGUACCACCCCUCUGCUGGCUUGAUUGUUUUGGCUAAGAGUCGAGUCAGAAGAGAUGAACCCGAUCUGAAGGCCUCUUAGUUGUAGAGUUGUGGUCUCUGGGUUCCCCAUUCUGUGGGGUGCACUGUCAUGAGAACUCCAUGCAGGGCUGCUGGCUGCCUCAAGGGACUCUUUGAGAACCAGCCUCCCAUUUUAGGGGUCCUGCAGCGUAGGGAGAGAUUCAUGCCAGCCAAGUGGAUGGGGGAAUUGGGGUUGUCACACUGCUAGUGCUGGCGGCCCUGUCCUAGGAGCUCAGAGAGCACAUGCCUUACUGCUAUGGAGGAGCCAACCAGCUUGAGCCCUGGCCCAGGUGGGCCAGGCCACUGGGGCCCUCCCCAGUGGUUUCCACACUUGCCUUUGCCAUCCCCUUUGCCCUCUCCCUGUGAGCUUGCAAACAGUGGCUUCUCUAUCCUGUGCUGAGGGGGGAGCCUGUCCAACCUCCCCCAGGAUGCCUGGCCUUGCAGUAGAUGAUACUAGGAACCCAGGGAAGAUCAGAUGAAGUCGCAGACUCAGUGCUCAGGGUCAGGCUGCUCAGAGCCAUUGAUUCCUGAGGGUGCUGUAGGGUUUGUGCUGGGCAGUGCUGCGAGUAGUCUGUGCCCUCCUUGAGGACAUACUCUGCUGGACGCUGUUUAGGACUUGCCAGGGGGUCCCAUGGCAGGAGCCACGGAGGUUAGGUAGCCAUCUUUCCUAGGGAACAGGUCUCACCCAUGUUAGCAGGCGCUGACAGGGAGCCAGUGCCAGCACCGAGAGACUGCAGACUGUGUCUCGGCUGGGGCUCUGUGGCUCUGGCAUCGCACCAGCCACACAGCCUGUCUCAACCUCUGGAUCAAAUGGCAGUGAUGGUGUUGACACCUUCACUGUGUCUGCUGCUGCUUGUCGAACUCUCAGCGUGCCUUAUCCUGUUGGAUCCCAAUCCUGGCCCUGGGAGCGCAGGACGGACACACAGGCAAAGCACCUUGCCCAGGUCACUGGCUGCUCUGGUGGGGCUGCUUGCUGACCCAGCAGCCUGCCUGGAGAGAUUGUCCUUGCGCCUCGCCAUCUCUCCUAGGUGUUAGGGGAUCAGGAGUGGAGCUUAUGUGCUUACGGCACUCUGUGCCUGCGGGUCUGGGGCUUGAUCUGUUGCCUCGGGGUAAGCAGGACAGUGGAGCUGGGGGAAGGGGCAGUUGGACAGCUUCCAGGCAGGGGCCAUUGAUGAUGGGGCUUGUCAGUGGGCACGCUGCCUCAGCAGAGAGCAAGCUAGAGAGGCGAGUGAGGUAGGGGCAAGUAUGUGUUGCUGGAAGGUUGAUGGGAGGGUGUACGCCCAACCAGAAAGUGCCCUGCUGGGGGCUGGUCUGUGCUUGUUCUUGCCUAUCUUUUAAUAUGCUUUUUUUUUUUUUUUUAAGGGGCACUAUAGAUUGAACCCAGGGGCACUUAACUACUGAGCUAUACCCUCUAGCCCCUUUUUAUUUUUAAUUUUGAGACAGGGUCUUGCUAAGUCACUAGAACCUCACCAAGUUGCUGAGGCUGGCCUUGAACUUUCUAUCCUCCUGCCUCAGCCUCCUGAGUAGCUGGGAUCACAGGUGUGUGCCAUCAUGUCUGGCAUGUAUGUUAAUUUUUAAGAGCAGUUUUAGGUUUGCAACAGAACUGAGUAAAAUUUGCAGGGCUCCUGUGUGUCCCUGUCUUUCUGCCCUCACCGUGGCCAUGUUUGUUAACCCUGAUGAACUCGCGUCACCUGUUACCACCAGAGUCCAUAGUAUACGUUCUGAAGAGUAAUCUGUUGGGUUUUAGCAGGUUUCAGUUAUUUGCCAGCAUUUGAGAAUCUGAGUGUUGGGAGUAGAUCUGAAGAUCAGCAUGCACAGAGGGCAGCCCGUGGCCAGGGAGGGGCAGGGUUGCUCCCCAGGAACCUGAGCUCCUGCCACUCCAGCUGCACUGCAGCUUCACAGUAGGUGAGGGUUCUAGAAAUGUCUUGUGGAGAAGGCGGGUGUGACUCCAGGGCAGGAGCCAUGUAUGUCCUGCUCAGUCAUGUGUGGGGAACCAGGGGGGCUGGGCACUGGUCUGCUGAGGCAGCAGAGGUGCCCAGCAUGUGACCUUGAGUGGGAAGAAGACUGGGAGAGGGGGAGCAGGUGCCCUGUGGUGCUCCCAGCCACCUUUAAAUGCAGCCUCAAAUGGACUGAAGCGCAGAUAGUGUUCUCAGAGAAUGUGGUCUAUCAGAAGUGGCUCCAGGGACGUAGACAUGGAGCUUCGGGAAGAGGCCUGGUCUCCAGGGCCACUGGAUUCUGAGGACCAGCAGAUGGCCAGUCACGAGAACCCAGUGGACAUACUCAUCAUGGAUGAUGACGACGUCCCCAGCUGGCCCCCGACCAAGCUCUCCCCACCCCAGUCUGCACCCCCGGCCGGGCCCCCACCCAGGCCACGGCCGCCCGCCCCCUACAUCUGCAACGAGUGCGGCAAGAGCUUCAGCCACUGGUCCAAGCUGACACGGCACCAGCGCACGCACACGGGCGAGCGGCCCAACGCCUGCAGCGACUGCGGCAAGACCUUUUCGCAGAGCUCGCACCUGGUGCAGCACCGGCGCAUCCACACGGGCGAGAAGCCCUACGCCUGCUCCGAGUGUGGCAAGCGCUUCAGCUGGAGCUCCAACCUCAUGCAGCACCAGCGCAUCCACACCGGCGAGAAGCCCUAUGCCUGCCCCGACUGCGGCCGCAGUUUCACGCAGAGCAAGAGCCUGGCCAAGCAUCGGCGCUCGCAUAGCGGCCUCAAGCCCUUUGUGUGUCCGCGCUGUGGCCGCGGUUUCAGCCAGCCAAAGAGCCUGGCUCGCCACCUGCGGCUGCACCCCGAGCUGUCGGGGCCUGGUGUGGCCGCCAAGGUGUUGGCAGCCAGUGUGCGCCGCGCUAAGGCGCCGGAGGAGGCAGCGGCGGCGGACGGCGAGAUCGCCAUCCCGGUGGGCGACGGCGAGGGCAUCAUCGUGGUGGGCGCGCCUGGCGAGAGCGCCGCGGCUGCCGCAGCUAUGGCCGGCGCAGGGGCACGGGCAUCUGGGCCGAGGUCACGGCGCGCCCCGGCUCCCAAGCCUUAUGUGUGCAUGGAGUGCGGGAAGGGCUUCGGGCAUGGGGCUGGGCUUCUGGCCCACCAGCGGGCUCAGCACGGGGACGGGCUGGGGGCGGCGGGCGGCGAGGAGCCUGCGCACAUCUGUGUGGAGUGUGGCGAGGGCUUCGUGCAGGGCGCUGCGCUCCGCAGACACAAGAAGAUCCACGCUGUGGGCGCGCCCUCGGUCUGCAGCAGCUGCGGACAGAGCUUCUACCGGGCUGGCGGGGAGGAUGAGGACGAGGACGCAGCCUCCGGCGGGCGCUGCACCGAGUGUCGUGGCACAGAGGGCCGGUAGGGGUGGGGGCGCCCGGGGGGGGGAGCAGGGCCCCUCGGGCUUGGCGGGGACUACAAGACCUGGAGGCCAGGGAGAAAUGGACAGAGGGGUGCGACCGGUGGCAUCCUCGUCUCCUGCCCCUGCUACUCGGCCUGCGCUGUCUUGGUGCGAGAGGACCUGUGGGCAUUAGGGCAAGAUGGUUUCUCAAGGUGCCCGCUGGCUCUCCCAACCCUGCCCUUUCUAGGUUCUCCGCCAGAGCUAGACAAUGUGAGAACUGUAGAGGUCAAGAGGCCAGACCCUCACUCGAGAGGCUGCCCCUCUCUUCCCACACUGUCUGGGAUGUUGUAAGGGAUGGAGGGAAGUCUGGCCUUUUGUAUUUAGAGGGUCCCAGAAAGGCGAGGGGAGAGGGGCCCUUUGCCCUCUUAGAGUUUUCUUUUAAUCAUACCCCUUACCCCCUCCCAUCCACUAUUUUUUCUGCCCUUCGAGUCCUAUUGAUUUUAUAGCCCAGGUUUUCCUCCUGCUCCUGGGUGUGGGGUAGCAGAGGAGUGAAGCAGAAGGAGACCCUACACCCAGGGUAGCCCCCUUCAGAGGAUGGGGUGCGCUGUCUGUUCUCUGGCGUGGGCAGGUGGAAGAAGGGGUGUGAGGGCAAUAAAUCACACUAUUCGAUUGUC